AUACGCUCCACCCCUCGAAUGAGCGUCCCUAUUGGUUGGCUGCUAUCGCGGGGUGCAGGAAAGAGCAAUUGGGAACACUUGGAGUAAGUUCAGGGAGAGUGCCGAAGUGCGAAGAGAAAGUUCGGACGCGUUUAGAGUAGAGCUUCUCGGAACUGAGGAGAAGCAUCCAUUUUUUCCCUUCUGAACAAGAAAAACGCAUUUUCAUCAUGCGUAUGAAUCGGAAUUUAAGGUUUCUGUCGCUGAUCUGUGCUUUUAUUACAUUCCUGCAGAGCUUAGACACUGCCGCAGCAUUAACGCCCUUGAAAAGCCGGUCGCUUGUGAGGAAUCGCCGACAAGUGUACUUAACAGACCUACAGCCUGGAGCAAGCUAUCCAAACAGGAGCGUCGUCAUUCAGCAAAGUCAGAGGGUCCCCGAGUACGGUCCCUGGGGGCCAUGGACUGAAAGCAGCCCCUGCUCAAGAUCCUGUGGUGGAGGAAUAGCUUAUCAAGACAGAAUAUGCUUGGAUGUGAGAGCGGACGGACGACAUAGUUGCAUUGGUGCAUCAAGAAGAUAUUUUUCUUGCAAUGUGGAUGAUUGCCCGCCAAAUUCUAAGGACUUUAGAGCAGAGCAGUGCGCAAGGUUUAACUCUGUGCAGUAUAAAGGAAAAUAUUACAGCUGGAUACCAUAUUACAGUCCUCAAGCUCCGUGCGAGCUGAACUGCAUGCCAAAGGGUGGCAAAUUCUACGCCAGGCUCGACAUCCGAGUGAUCGACGGAACGCGAUGCAGGGACGACGGAUCUUUCGAUGUGUGUGUGGAUGGACAAUGCAUGGCUGUUGGCUGCGACAAAGUGCUGGGGUCCACCACCAAAGUGGAUGAGUGCGGCGUGUGUGGAGGAGACGGGAGUUCGUGCAGAGUUAUCAGAGGAGUUUUCGAUGAAGAUAACUUCGAAGUGGGUUACAAUGACAUGCUACUGAUUCCUGUUGGAGCCACAUCCAUUUCAAUUCAAGAGGUUCAGCCGACGAAUAAUUUCUUUGCUUUGCGCAAUGCUGCCGGCGUGUUUUAUUUGAAUGGCAACUGGAGGAUUGAGUUUCCAAGAGAGAUCAAGAUUGCCGGAACUAUCUUCCAGUACGAAAGAAGACAGAGGAAUGCGGCUCCCGAAGUGCUCCGGGCUCGGGGACCGACCAACGAACCUAUUUUCGUAGUGCUGCUGUAUCAAGAGAAGAAUCUGGGCAUCAGUUACGAAUACUCCAUUCCUGUCACGACAAAAGUUGCCGAACCCGAUUCCUAUGAAUGGACAUUCGGCGAGUUCGAGGAGUGCUCACAAGCGUGUGGAGGAGGCGUGCAGUACCGACCGGUGCGCUGCAUUCGCAAAAGUGACAGAGACAUUGUAGACGAAGGAUUAUGCGAUCCUCCACUGAAGCCGUCCGUCAAUGCCUCUUGUAAUACAGAUCCAUGCCCCUCCGGUUGGCAGGUUGGCGAGUGGAGUGCUUGCAGCCAAUCUUGCGGCGGAGGUACACAGUUUCGCCUUGUGUUUUGCCACCAUUCCAAGGAGGGUAGCACGGUGCUGAUCCCAGACGAGAUGUGCGAGGAGGACAAGCCAGUGUUCAUGCGAGCCUGCAACGUAGAGACUCCUUGUCCUGACUGGGUACCCGGAGAAUGGUCAGAGUGUGAUCGCACGUGUGGGAACGGCAAUCGAACUCGCACUGUGGAAUGUUCUUCUGAGGGAGAGACGCUCGACUCGUCUUUGUGUGAUGCUGAGAAAAAGCCGGAAGAGUUUGAAAGUUGCUCCCUCGGACCCUGUGAAGGAGUGGAGUGGAUAGUCUCCGAAUGGAGUAAGUGUGAAGACUCUUGCAGUGCCAGCGUGCAGUCGAGAGAAGCGCACUGCGCGAAUGAGGACGGCGUGGUAUUCCCGGACGAUGCCUGCGAUCCAAUUAAAAUGCCAGAAUUGACCAAGCCCUGUCCGAAAUCAGCGCUGUGCGAAGCCAUGUGGCACACAUCCGAAUGGUCAGAGUGCUCCGUGAAGUGCGGUCAAGGCGUCCAGAGCAGAUUAGUCUUCUGCGGCACCUGGGAAAAUGAUUCGGUCAUCAAGAUCGCCGACGACAAGUGCGACCCGGAGAAGAAAUUCGACAGUAUCCGGAACUGCAGUGCAGAAUCAUGUGCCGGGAUUUGGUUCACCGGACCGUGGAACAGAUGCUCCGUGCCGUGCGGAGGAGGCGAAAGGACGAGGAAAGUGCUAUGCUUCCACGAAGAUGAGGUCGUGGAUCCUGAUCAGUGUGACCCGGAAGAAGAACCCUUUGCUACCGGAACGUGCAACAUGACACCUUGUGAUGAAGACGAGAUGAUGACACUCGGUGGGUGCAAGGAUUCCAAAUAUGGCUGCUGCCCCGACGGCAUCACGCCAGCUGGCUUCAACGACGAGGGCUGCCCUAAAAGGAACAUCGCAGACACCAACUUCACCUGCGAGGAGACAGAGUACGGCUGCUGUGCUGAUAAUUUUACUUUGGCUUUGGGACCUUUCAAGAAAGGCUGCCCAUCACUCAUCUCUUGCAAUUCCACCAAGCAUGGCUGCUGUCCAGAUGGUGUCACUGAGGCAUCCGGACCCAAUUUCGAGGGCUGUGAAGACAUUGAAGUAAGCAACUGCACCAACACCACAUAUGGUUGCUGCCCAGACGGCCUGACCGCAGCUGCAGGAGAAAAUAUGGAAGGGUGCGAAAUCUCUUGUGAAAACACCACCUUUGGUUGCUGCCCCGACGGCGUGAGAGCUGCAAGUGGUCCGGAAAGGGAAGGCUGCGAAAAUGCAACGACCGCCUUCCCUGUAGAUAUCGAAUCCUCGGGAGAAGACUGUUAUUCGCAAGAAUUCGGAUGUUGUCCGGAUGGUCUCACUCCAGCAAGUGGGGUAGACCAGGAAGGAUGUGAAGGCAAUGCCACAGAUUGCAAGACGAGUGCUUUUGGAUGCUGUGACGAUGGAGUAACUUAUGCCCAAGGACCAUCUAAGUUUGGAUGUAUAGAUGAUGAAAGCAGUGGCGAUGGUGAUUUGAUAAUCUCGUGUGAAACGACUAUUUUCGGAUGCUGCCCUGAUAAUGUUACUGUUGCUAAAGGUUACAAUGGAGAAGGCUGCGUACCUGAAGACUGUUCCAACUCAACUUUCGGUUGCUGUCCUGAUAAUGUUACUGUUGCUAAAGGUUACAAUGGAGAAGGCUGCGUACCUGAAGACUGUUCCAACUCAACUUUCGGUUGCUGUCCUGAUAAUGUUACUUUAGCUACAGGUCUAGAUAACGAAGGCUGUUUCCCUAAAGAUUGUUCCAACUCAACUUUUGGUUGCUGUCCAGACAAUAUAACAUUAGCUAUAGGACCAAACAACGAAGGUUGCUUACCUGAAGAUUGUUCCAACUCAACUUUUGGUUGUUGUCCAGACAAUAUCACGACAGCUUUAGGUCCAGAUAAUGAAGGAUGCUUCCCCGAAGAUUGUUCUAAUUCACUUUUUGGUUGUUGUCCAGACAAUGUAACACUGGCUCAAGGACCAAAUGAAGAAGGUUGUUAUCAUAUAGAUUGUCUUAACACCACAUUUGGAUGCUGCCCCGACAAUGAAACGGCAGCCACUGGCUCAGAUUAUGAUGGAUGUGACCUACCAGUUCACUGUGUUAACACUACUUACGGUUGCUGCUCGGACAAUGUAACAGCUGCUUCUGGGCCCAAUGAUGAAGGCUGCGCAAAUGUCACAGAUUGUGCAUCAACUGAAUUUGGCUGUUGUGAGGAUAAUGUCACUGUAGCAUUAGGUCUAGACUUUGAAGGAUGCAACAUUACAGAAAUAACAACAGUGUCACCUGAACCAUUAACUACUACCUCACCUCCUCCAGCAUGUUUAAACACAACUUAUGGAUGUUGCCCAGAUGAGGUCACUACGGCUCUUGGAAAUAAUUUGGAAGGAUGUUGCUUUGGAAUGAGAUUUGGUUGUUGCCCUGAUAAUAAGACUGCAGCCCUUGGACCAACAUUCCUUGGAUGUGGAUGCCAGACUUAUCCUUACGGAUGCUGUCCUGAUGAUAUCACUCCAGCUCAAGGAUUCAACUAUCAGGGAUGCAAGUGCGAACAUUUCCGCUAUGGAUGUUGCCAAGACAAGACAACGCCCGCAACUGGACCCAAUUUCGAAGGCUGUGUUUGUCAGCUUAUGCAGUACGGCUGUUGUCCGGAUGGCAGGACACCCAUGAUAAAUGAAAGGGGAGAAGGCUGCGGCUGUGACUCCACCCGGUAUGGCUGUUGUCCUGAUGGCAAAACUGCUGCCACAAGUGCGGAUCUGUCGGGAUGUCCUUGCGACACUCUGCCUUACGGAUGCUGCCCUGAUGGCUACACACCGGCGAGAUCCUCCGAUUUGCGUGAAUGCCCCUGCGUAGCCCAACGGUACGGAUGCUGCCUGGAUGGCAGAACUGUGGCGCUGGGACCGAACUACGAAGGUUGCCCGUGUGACUCCACCCGCUUCGGGUGUUGCAUGGAUGGCAAGACCACAGCUCAGGGACCCAACUUCUAUGGUUGUCCCUGUGAAGCGAUGCUCUACGGUUGUUGCGCAGAUGGAUACACACCAGCGCAGGGACCCAAUUACAAAGGCUGCCCAGAUAUAGUCCAACCAAAGCCUAAAAUUCCAACUGAGGUGUGUGGACUUCCUAAAGACUCUGGACCGUGCAGGAACUUUAGCGUCAUGUGGUAUUUCGAUGUUAAUUACGGCAGUUGUUCAAGAUUCUGGUACGGUGGAUGUGAUGGUAAUGGAAAUAAAUUUGCAACUGUCGAAGAAUGUGAAAACACGUGCGUGAAACCUGAUGGUCCUGAGGCUUGUUUGCUGCCCAAAACCGUUGGAUCCUGCAACGAGAAGAUUCCAUUGUGGUACUACGAUGCAGGAUCGGAGAGCUGCGAAUCUUUCACUUACGGUGGCUGUCUGGGUAACAACAACAGAUUCGUGACCAAGGAAGCAUGCGAACAGAAGUGCAUCAAUCUUCAGCCUCCAGUUCCAGUAAAUGUGUGCGAGCUGCCGAAGGACGAAGGCCCUUGCGACAAGCCGACCGUGCAAUGGUAUUACAACAAAGAGAACUCGAGAUGUGAACAGUUUUACUACGGAGGAUGCAAAGGAAAUGCAAACAGAUUUGAAUCGAGGCGAGAAUGCGAAAAGUCAUGUGUGACCGCAGUAAUUCAUGAGCAAGACAUCUGUCGUCUACCUCAGGAGAUAGGUAACUGUGCCGAGUUCCGGGAGAGGUGGUUUUACGAUUACGAUAACGGGGAGUGCCACAGGUUCAUGUACAGUGGAUGUGACGGAAAUGAGAAUAACUUCGCUUCCUUCGUCGAGUGCGAGAAGAGGUGCAGCAAGGAGACGGUGCCUGAGGAACCGGUGGACCGACAGUUCAAGACAGAAUAUUGCUUUCUGAAUCAAGACCCGGGUCCAUGCAAUCUCGUAGAAGUGAACUGGUACUAUGACGCAGGUGAUGGCGUCUGCAAAGAAUUCUAUUACGGAGGCUGCAAGGGCAAUCAGAAUCGGUUCAAAACUCGAAAGGAAUGCGAGACAUCGUGUUUCCAAGCACAAGAUGUUUGCAGCCUUGCAGUUGUUAAAGGUUCAUGUAGCGGAUCCUUCACGCAGUGGUAUUACGACAAAGAACAAGAGGACUGCUUCGAAUUCAUCUUUACCGGCUGCCAGGGCAACGCAAACCGCUUCAACACCAAAGAGAGCUGCUACCAGAGGUGCAAGAAGGAACUGCUCACGACUCCAGCCCCAGCAGUGGCUGACGAUGUUUGCGCCCUGCCGCAAGAGCCAGGCCCCUGUUUGGGAUAUUACCGAAUGUGGUACUACGACACAUCAGAUAAUAUAUGUAAAUCCUUUGUGUACGGAGGAUGCGAAGGGAAUGGGAACAGAUUCGAAAAAAGAACUGAUUGUGAAGCUACUUGUGUAAAGAAGACGGUCAAAGUUCAACCACCUGUACCCGUGACAUACACCCCUCCAAGAACUUCAAAUGAAGAUGUCUGCCGACUCCCCGUUGAGCCCGGUCCUUGCAACGAAGCCCAUCCAAGAUGGUUCUACGACGCCCAGACCCAAAACUGUCUUCCCUUCGUAUUUGGUGGAUGCGGAGGCAAUAAAAAUAGAUUCAAGACAUCCGAAAUCUGCUUGAGAUUCUGCACUGGGAUAACAGCCAUUCCGCCAGAAAGACGCCCCCAUGUUGCUCCGACGACGACUCCCACUCCAGAACCGACGCAGUGCCCUCCGUCCAACUGCGCAAAUAUCCAGUGUCCAUUCGGCAUCGAAGAAUCUUUUGAUUUCAAUGGCUGCUCAUCGUGCAGAUGCUCUAACCCGUGCGAGGUUCAUAACUGCCCUGACGGAAGCAGAUGCGCAAUCGACGUUGUGCGCACGUCAAGGGAAGGAAUACGGACGGAACCCGUAUGCAGAAGAGUAAGCAAGCCUGGUGUCUGUCCUGUGGUCAGUGGUCCCGGAAGAGACUGCGAGACCCGGUGCAGGGACGACGCUGACUGUAGGGGAGACCACAAGUGCUGCAACAAUGGAUGCGCCAUGACUUGCGUCCCGCCAGAAGAUGAACUCUUAGUUCCAGCUACGCAACCAGAACCGGCUCACAUUAUUCCGGGACCCAAUGUAACUGAAGGCCAAAUUGGAGAACCGGCAGAGCUGCCUUGCAAUGCUGUUGGCUGGCCCAGACCGACUGUAACCUGGUGGCGAGAUACCACUAUGUUACCGCUGUCUAGCAGGCGGUACGAGCAAUUGUCCAGCUACGCUCUGCUCAUAAGGUCUGUGGCGUAUGAAGACGCAGGCGAGUACUCCUGCCAUGCUCACAAUGGCAUUGGUUCUGGUGCUCUUUUCAAAGUCACCCUCAUAAUCGAUCUACAACCGGAACCUUUGCCACCUGCUGGAGGUGAAGAACCAGAUUUCAAUUCUAGGGACUCGGAACCUGUAGCACCAAAGCCCUUUGAGUUCGCACCUCUUGAGACACGUGUCAGUCUCGUCACCAACGAGCCAACUGCCGGUGCUCCCCUGCAGAUAGAUUGUUCUGUGAAAGGUCCUUCAGAAGCAGUGGAAGUCACUUGGCGCCAUCAAAAUCAGGUCAUAGUAGAAAGUGAUCGCAAAAGAUUGCUAUCGAAUCACACACUGUUCCUCACCAAAGCUGAGGUCGCUGACAGCGGGGAAUACAGAUGCAGUGCCGAAUAUCAAAACAGCUUUUCUACAUCCGCUAUUCAUAUAACGGUGAAAGAAGCCUCUCCAAACACCACCUGCAUUGAUAAUCCACAGUUUUCUAACUGCGAAGUGAUAGUUCGAAACAGGUAUUGCAACAAUAAAUUCUACGGAAAGUUUUGCUGCGCGUCUUGUAUGAAAGCAGGACAGCUGCCAGCGACCCCAGAUGCGUGAGAGAAAUCAACUGUUGCCACCAAGUGGUGCUAAAAACUUUAAAUAAAGUAGAAAGAAUGCGCUGCCAUUCUGAUACGAAGUCAAGAAACACAUCGCCGCUUUCCUCCAGCACUUUUUUUUAAAGAAUUGAUUUAUUUUGUAUAUAAAAUCGUAAUUUUUUUCUUUUCAUUAUUCCGUAUGAAUAAUUCUUGAGUAUUUUUAAGGCUAUAUUAUUUUCUUAAAUGAAUUUUUCAUGCAACUACAUUCUAAGCACAGUUUGCCGCCAUGUUGCAGUUGUUACUAAAUUUGGGACGUGAAAUCAUUCAUAAUAGAAAAAAAAAAUUAAAGAUAAACUCUAUUUAAUUAAUUAUCAUGGAUUUUAUUUCGUUGUCAUGCAUGCAAUAUGUUUUCACGCAUUAGUUUCAUUAAAUUAUCGAAACGUGAAAACAUAAAACUUUUCAACCAUCGGUGUCCACUUCGUAUUAACAAAGAGGCUUUGCGAUGUUAUUUUUUGUUUGAAAUCCAAACAAAAUUCAACAUUAUAGCAUUUCAAGCUUAUUUUUGGCUGAUUUCCAGAUUUCAUUGCUAUAAUAAUAUAUCUCUGUCUGUAGUUUUAAAUAUAAAUAACUGGAGGUAGUUACUUAUAUGUAAAAUAAUAUUCAAUAGAAAUAUCGGCUUUUACGGAAAUCUUGAAAACUAUUGAUAAAAUAAAACCGAAGAAGUGAUAACUUAGUGCAAAAAUAUUUAUUUACACAUUAAAUAGAAGAUUCUUAUAUCAUAAAAGAUAUUAAGAUUUUUAGUGAAAAGAUACUAAUAUCAUAUUUAUAAAUAAAUUAUUUAUUAAAAUAUUAAUUACAAAAGAAAAAAACUUACGAAAGAUUAAAUCCGUAUGCCGGGGACAAUUCAUCUUGUGACGAUUUCCAGGUUCAAUGAGCUUUUACUCAAUAAGAUCUUCACACCAAACAUUCAACAAACUGACUUCAGUUUUCAAGUUCAAAUUGGAAAAUUUUGAUGUGUAAUAUCUCAUAUGCCUUAUUGUCGAUACUCCUGAUGCUACUUUUGUCUCUAUAAAGCAUUUCUUGAAAAUCAUUUUUAUGUAUGAUACUUUGUACUAGUCUGAAUGAUGGUUAUUUAUACAUUAAAUGUGACAUCUGUAUAUUAGGAAUUGUCUAUAAGAAGUAUUUUUUAAAAUAAAGUGUUUUAAUGGA
Molecule: messenger RNA, 8554 nt
Organism: Argiope bruennichi
Lineage: Eukaryota; Metazoa; Arthropoda; Arachnida; Araneae; Araneidae
Product: papilin-like
Exons: 36
Coding region: 207-7367 (2386 amino acids)
Biological process (GO): extracellular matrix organization
Cellular component (GO): plasma membrane; extracellular region; cell surface
Molecular function (GO): metalloendopeptidase activity; serine-type endopeptidase inhibitor activity
Source: RefSeq, a predicted model, not a curated record